AUGCGAACUCGCACUGCCUCCGCUGCGGGGCUGCUUCUCGCACGACCAACGACAACCUCCGUAUGCUCGAAAUGCCUACACGACGAUCCUCUCAUAACGGGUAUCUCAAAUCAAACGCGCAAAUAUCGCCCAACCCGCCCAAGAAAUGUGUCUCCAUUUGGUGCUGCUGUAUCAGCAGCCCAGACAAUCUUCAAGGGAAUCCCAAAGGCCCCGCCAGGUAUCUCUGUUGAUCCAUUAAGGAUCGUGGGCAAGGAGCUGAAGUUCUUGACCAAGAACAUCCGCCAACUGCUCGGCUCAGGCCAUCCAGCCCUGGAUAAGGUGGCUAAAUACUAUACUCAAAGCGAGGGAAAGCAUAUGCGACCUUUACUGGUUCUGCUUAUGUCUCAGGCCACCGCGCUGGACCCUCGGAAAGAUUCAUCCUCCGCUAGCACUCGAUCUGUCGAUAACCCACUGAGCUCACCCUCAAUCCUCGACGAUACAAACCCUGAUAUGAACCCCCUAGUAUCGCGAUCUGCCGAAGUCCAAUAUGACUUUUCCGGCGAUGACAACAUCCUCCCCUCUCAGCGCCGCCUGGCCGAGAUCACCGAACUCAUCCACACGGCCUCUCUUCUCCACGACGAUGUCAUCGAUAAUGCAGUGACCCGCCGCGCUAGCAGUUCGGCCAAUACGGCUUUUGGAAACAAGAUGGCUGUCCUGGCAGGUGACUUCCUGCUUGGUCGUGCUUCCGUGGCUCUGGCCCGCCUUCGUGACCCCGAGGUUACUGAGCUGAUGGCGACGGUCAUUGCCAACUUGGUUGAAGGAGAGUUCAUGCAGUUGAAGAACACCGCACAGGAUGAAUCUAAGCCACAGUAUACGGACGAAACCCUGUCGUACUAUCUGCAAAAGACCUAUCUGAAGACUGCUAGCCUGAUCAGUAAAUCAUGCCGAUCUGCCGCUGUUCUGGGCCGUAGUGCCCCUGAGGUCGUCGAGGCUGCCUAUUCCUAUGGCCGGAAUCUUGGUCUGGCUUUCCAGCUUGUGGAUGAUAUGCUGGAUUAUACCGUUACUGAAGCCGAGCUGGGCAAACCUGCUGGCGCGGACCUGGAAUUGGGUCUGGCUACAGCCCCAUUGCUGUUUGCUUGGGAAAGCAAUCCGGAACUUGGGCCCCUGGUUGGACGCAAGUUCCGAGAAGAAGGCGACGCUCGUGAGAUCGUCCAUCGCAGUAACGGCGUUGAGCAGACCCGCGCCCUUGCCCAGGAAUAUGCGGACAAGGCUGUGGCCGCCAUCAGUGACUUCCCCGAUGGCGAGGCCAAGACUGGCCUUAUUGAGAUGUGCGAGAAGACCAUGCGACGACGCAAGUAA
Molecule: messenger RNA, 1338 nt
Organism: Penicillium chermesinum
Lineage: Eukaryota; Fungi; Ascomycota; Eurotiomycetes; Eurotiales; Aspergillaceae
Product: trans-hexaprenyltranstransferase
Exons: 2
Coding region: 1-1338 (445 amino acids)
Biological process (GO): ubiquinone biosynthetic process; isoprenoid biosynthetic process
Cellular component (GO): transferase complex
Molecular function (GO): prenyltransferase activity
Source: RefSeq, a predicted model, not a curated record